AGGUGAAGCUCACGGACUUUGGAAUCUCCAAGGACCUGAACAGCACCGUCGGCGUGGCGGGCACCUUCGUGGGCACCGCGAGCUACAUGUCGCCAGAGCGAUCGCUGGGCAAGGACUACUCUUUCAGGUCCGACGUGUGGAGCGCGGGGAUGGUGGUCUACGAGCUCGCCACCGCGCGGUUCCCGUUCUCCACGACGAGCUUCAUGGAGCUCUACGAGGCCCUGUGCAACGCGCCGGAGCCACGCUUGGACGUCGAGAGUUUCCCUGCGGAGCUCUGCGACUUCGUCGAGCAGUGCCUCACGCGGGACGAGCCCAGGCGCCCCGACGCCAGGGCCUUGGUCGACCACCCGCUCAUCGCGCCGCAAGGCGAAGAAGAGAUACGAGCUCUUGGUGUGUGGGUCGCCACGCACCCCGAUUAGGAGCUCUUGGCUUCCCGUCCUGUGUUGCACUUCCCUUAUGUGCGCUCGGAUGUCAUACCUUUUCUGGCAAGAUGCCGCUCUCUGCGCUUGCUGCCCGACAGUCGAAUGCUCUCCAGUUGCGAAUUUGAUCGCCCAGUGCACCAGAACGGCACGGCAACGAAGCAGGUUCUGCACCUGGGCAUUCCGAGUGACACAGGGGCCGACUGCUGCAUCCGCGAGUGAAGGCCGACCAGCUUGAGAUCGAGCAGCAUAUCUGUAUGAAGAUAUACGCGCAUAUGCAGAAUAAGUCAUACAGUCGGAUCGAGGUCUAAGAUCGAGGUCGGCUCGGGGAGGGUACCCUAUUGUUCUUCGUGUUUGUUGGAUGUUCUCGUGCACCCUGGGGAAG
Messenger RNA from Prorocentrum cordatum, 804 nucleotides. The record is from the annotation of a GenBank genome assembly. Lineage: Eukaryota; Dinophyceae; Prorocentrales; Prorocentraceae.